Messenger RNA from Linum tenue, 1494 nucleotides. NCBI's taxonomy places the organism in Eukaryota, Viridiplantae, Streptophyta, Magnoliopsida, Malpighiales, Linaceae. The record is from the annotation of a GenBank genome assembly.
AUGUUGCCCACAGAAAAGAAAACUACCAAGCCCAACCAAAGCAGUGCCUCCAGAUUUCCCCCCACACAACGUUCUACUCCAAUCCCAGUUCUGAGCUCCAAUCCCAUUCCCAGCAGCAUGGUUUCCGCAAUCUUCACUUCUUUAGCCCAGUCCUCUGUGCACGCUCUCUCUUCUCCUUCCAAGUUAUCAUCUUCACUGAGAACUCCAGUCGGAAUCGCGAAGUUGGUAGCUCCAGGAAGGCUAAUUCGGGUUUCUAACCGAGGAUUGCGCCCUGUUUGCUUCUUCAAUGCUGGAGAAGAGAAGUCGAAGACCAAACUUGAGCCUAAGGAGAGUGGAUUGGAUUGGCCUGCUUUCAAGAGAUGGGACGUGCCAUGGGAGUGGCCAACUGUUUCAUUAACAUCACUUGCCUGUGGAAUUAGUUUUAUUUUGACAGGGUUCGUGGAGGUUGAGACACUGCCAUUUCUGGGAAUUAAAUUUGAACAGUUGAGUUUAGAUGAGAAGGCUGAGAUAUUAUUUUUGGAUCAAAGUCUAACAACAGCAGUUGUACUUGGAGUUAUGUAUAGUAUUACGAAGAGCUUUGGACCGCUUCCUGAAGAUAUCUAUCGCUAUGAUUUCAAGGAACCCUUCAACCUACGAAGAGGCUGGUUAUUGUGGGCUGGAAUAGGUCUUGGAAGUGCUGUGCUUGCCAUUGCAUUGACAGGAUUUGUUGUCUCUACUUUUAAUGGCGAGACUCAAGAACGUGAGGCUGAUGCUCUUGUUCGGCUUCUUCCACUGAUCGGAUCCUCAGGCAUCAGCACUGGUUUACUGCUAGUAAUCACGGGUGUCCUUGCUCCAAUUUUGGAGGAGAAUGUCUUUCGAGGAUUUUUCAUGGUUUCUCUUACGAAGUGGGUUCCAACACCAAUAGCUGUUGUGAUUAGUGCAGCAGUAUUUGCUCUAGCACAUCUAACUCCAGGAGAGUUUCCCCAACUGUUUGUCUUAGGAACUCUGCUUGGAUUUUCCUAUGCUCAAACACGGAACCUUCUUACUCCAAUUACCAUUCAUGCUUGCUGGAACUCUGGCGUGAUCUUGGUUCUUACCUUGCUUCAGCUCCAAGGAUAUGAUAUCAAAGAAAUAUUGCAAGCAACCCAAUAAGGGAGAAUAGGAGGCGGGAGUUACAUGAUGCAAUAAUUUGUUGGAAAAGAAUUGAAAAACUCUAACAUAUUUUGCCUAUUGCCGAAGGAAAGUCCAGCCUAUCAUUUCUCCCUCUUCCCUUUUGAUCCGCAGCAGGCAAUUGAUCUUUCUUCCUCAGAGAUAUCUGACUGCUAGCGGUUGACUGGCCGAGUUAUAGUCUUCUUCCCAUUCUUUUCUUAAUUUCUUCCAAAUUACGGCGACUGGAUAGUAAAUUUCCCUUUUUGAUUCAAUGGUUGUAUUUCUUCUUCGUUAUUCUGGUAGUUGUUUUAUGGUUCUCUGUUAUCCUAUAUACUUUGAUGUAAACAUGUAACAUAUAAUUUAAAG